This is a messenger RNA of Pseudocercospora fijiensis CIRAD86, 1921 nucleotides long. RefSeq lists its product as uncharacterized. The transcript has a single exon. Lineage: Eukaryota; Fungi; Ascomycota; Dothideomycetes; Mycosphaerellales; Mycosphaerellaceae. The coding region runs from base 1 to 1491 and encodes 496 amino acids. Gene Ontology annotation, molecular function: 1-alkyl-2-acetylglycerophosphocholine esterase activity. The record is from RefSeq and is a predicted model, not a curated record.
AUGAUACUUCUACCUUCCGCGAUCAGGCCGCGAUGGACGGUCAAAUAUGUCCUGGUCUCUGCCGUGUCACUCUACGCCAGCUACUGUCUACUCGCCGGAAUGCCCUUCCUCUCCCAUCCUCUGCCUCGCUACUCUGGCGAAUAUGACGUUGGCACUAUUGACAUAGAGGCCCCCUGCCAGAGGCGAACUCUCGGCAAUGCCACCUUCAAGGACAGUGGAAGACCCGCUUUCGAGCUGGAGACUGUCCUCUUCUCAUUGUACUAUCCGGCAGUGAAAGGUUCUGUCUCUCGGCUUGCACACCACCCCUGGGUACCGAAGCCCAUCGCAUUACAGGGUGAAGGGUAUGCGCGAUUCGCAAAGAUCAACAAUGCCCUUACGAACAAUGUCUUCACCUUUGCGCUUUGGAUGCUGGCUGGAAGCACGACCAUACCUGCGAGUGUGGACGUGCCGAUUCACGGUACAGUCAAGACCUACCACGAUUACAUCGCUGAGCAGCCACUGGACAACUACGGCCUUCCACGAUUCCCAGUCAUUGUCUUCAGCCAUGGCAUGGCCUCGAGUCGUACCAGCUACACCCACUACUGCGCCGAGCUGGCCUCGCGAGGCUACGUUGUGGCAGCCAUAGAGCACAGAGACGGGAGUGGCCCCGGGACCGUGAUUAUGAACGAGAAAGAGCCACCGAGGCCACUUUUCCAUGUCAACGCCGACAUGCUAGAGCCAAAGCCUGAGAUGGCAGACUUCAAGGUCAUGCAGCUCGGGAUGCGCCAGGCGGAAGUAGAAGAGACGGUGCGCGUGCUCCAAGACAUCAACAACGGCAAUGGCAGGGCUGUCUUUCAAAGCAAUCCACGCCAGGAAGGUCAGGAUCUUGCAGAAUGGGAGGGAAGGUUGAACAUGGAUCGCGUUGUCGUCGGCGGACACUCAUACGGAGCCACACUUGCCCUGCAAACGCUCAAAGGCGCUCCUUCUGAACGAUUACCUUUCGUAGGGGCCAUCAUACUGGAUCCUGGCAAGCACAGUGGACCAUUGAACGACGAUAUCAAUGUGCCCACGCUCAUCGUGCAUUCGCAGUCCUGGUCAGCCAGACAUUCAAUCUUCCAGGGCCGGCCGCAUUUCACAGUUGUCAAGGACCUCGUGCGCAAGAUAAUCGACGAGAAGAAGAAGUAUGCUUGGUUCAUGACAGCCAAAGGAACCACGCAUCCUAGCGUCACAGAUGCCCCCCUCAUCGAGCCCUUCUUGCUCGCAUGGACAACAGGGUCCACGAUCGAUGCUAGGGAAGGCGUUAUGCAAUACGUCGAGAUUUCACAAGAGUUCUUGCAUUAUCUCGACAAUGGCCACCGGCAGUCGAUCCUGAGAGAGGACGUUACUCAUCAGGAGUACGAUGACCCCAAUCCUCGCGAAGGCAACGCAAAGGUCACGAAAUCCUGGCAAAUCCAUAUGGCACCGAGCACCGCCUGCCCCGCACUAGGCUACUGUGGGCUUGAUGAUGAGUGAGGAGACAACAGAUGCACGAGGUAGAGAGCAAUACGGAUACAAAGGUGCUCCAUUGAGAUGGACUGCGCCGGCUGUGGCUCAGUCUGCUCAGCUCAGUCUGACAGCGGCUGAAGGGACUGAUUCAGGACGUCACGCGUUGAAGAAGCUACAACGUGCCGCUGGCCUCCCAAUGGCACCACUUGAGUAGGCUCAAUGAGCCAGAGACGGCAGAAAUCGCAGCUUCAGAUGCUUGCGGCAACGCAAAGAUGUGAUGAGGGUCGUAUUCGCGGGGGUUGGCUGCAAUUAGCUUGGAUUUUUGCAUGGCUGUUUGAGGAUAGAAAGGGAGCGGAUGGCUCGGGAUUGUAGGAUUGGUGAAAAGCAGUCCUUGUGAGGAGCUACGAGAGACGAGGUAGGACAGUACGGGAUGUAUGAUAGCAGUAGAUUAAUGAUU